This is a messenger RNA of Spinacia oleracea (spinach), 1733 nucleotides long. RefSeq lists its product as uncharacterized. The record is from RefSeq and is a predicted model, not a curated record. The transcript is spliced from 2 exons. Bases 846 to 1478 code for a protein of 210 amino acids. NCBI's taxonomy places the organism in Eukaryota, Viridiplantae, Streptophyta, Magnoliopsida, Caryophyllales, Amaranthaceae.
AACAAGGCUUCACUCGGCCUUGACAAGAAUUGGAGGGUUGUUGAAAAGUGUCCGGCGGCUCCUGCUGAGAAAUAUUACACUGUUGCUACCUUCUGCGCGAAAGCUUGUCGUGGUCGGUCAGCCAGCUUUGUGACUCCUUCUGCCGUUGUGGACCGAUGUGUUGUUCCUCGCAUUGUUCGAACAAAGGUUCCGGCAGCUGACCAAGCUACAUCCUCCGCCCAAGACGAAAUGACUACUGGCAGGUUUGCUCUCUUCCUACCGGUCGUGGGGGACAUGCUACUCGGAAGAGGUCUUCCAGCCAGGCGAAGGCCAAUUCUCCCAAACGGUCGAAAAAUGACGCUGCGAAUACAGCGCAAGAGAAGGUGAAAGACGUCUACGCCAGCGUCGACAAGCCCUUGCAGACAUCUAGCGCUGGAACGAAGAUCACUGAACAGCCUGCUCAGUCGGUUGAGAUUUUGGAUGUCGACCUGUUGUCCAAACUGAACCGGAAGCAGGUGUUGAGCGAUUUGAUUAGCGAUCCGAUCCACCCUGUGCCUGUGUCGAGGCAUAGUCCUUCCAUGAACCGGUCUGCCAGCUCGGCCUCUAAGUAUGGGGUUAUAGUUCGUUCUGGGGGGUUUAUUGAGGACAAAACUGUUGUGCUGUCUCCGGAUACUCUUGCCGGUCUAGCUGUUGCUCCCGGUCAUGCUGAAGAGCACUGGCAGCCGUAGAGUGAUGUUCUGAGGGGUGAGUCUAUCCUUUUUUACCGCCCCAAAGACGGAGGUACACUGGGCUACCGGUCUCUGCGCCAAGUUGUUACACCCGCCGACAGUAUACCCCAGGAGAUUGAGACGCCGGCUGCACAGUUGAUGCAUGACCUGUACUCGGUGACGCAAUCUGCUACCGAGCUUGUGGAGUGCUAUCGGAGCUAUCAGCGUCGUUUAAAACGAUCGCAAGCUGAGAAAGAGAAGCUUCAGACUGACCUUGCUGAAUCGGUCAAGACUGAAGGUGACUGCCGGAAGGAGAUUGCGAGACUUGAGAUGGAUGUUAUUGCCGCAGGCAAGAGGAAGGCUGAACUAGAGCUUCUUCCAGCCAAGUUGACGGCCGAAGAGCAGAAGACGGCUGAGCUGCAGAUUAAGCUGGAUGCGGCGCUGCAGGCGGCUCAGGAUGCUGAAAAAGCUGCUAAGGAUGAUCGCAAGGCUGUGGCGCUGAAGGCUGUGCAGAAAUUUAUGAAGUCUGACUUCUACUGCGAGGAGAUGAAGGGGCGCUACAAUGGUGGGUGGACUGCAGCCCAUCGUUGUGCCGUCAAAGCCUUGACGCUGACUGAGGCUGCCUGGGGUAAGGUGGAGGGAUCCUAUGAAGAGGGUGGCCAUGUUGAUCCGACUGGCAUGGAGACCCAAACCUUCCCAGACAUCGUCAUUCAAAACGCCGACCCUCGCCUUCUGCCCGACAGGGAGAUUCCUGAGUCUGUUUACUGGAGUGAUGCAGACGGCUCAGCUUGACGGUCUUGGCAGUCAUCACCAGGCUCUUCCUGUGGUUCUUCCAACAGUUUUUUCCGGCCUCAUACUUGUUAAUGUCUGUUGGUAGCUUUUGAAUAUCAUUUAGCGGAUGUAAUUUAUAAACAAUUUCCUUUUUUGGUACCUCUUAGCUGUUUGUGGCACUUUGUCUUUUGCCGUGUAUUAACUGUUUCAAGAACGUUAUUUUCGUCUUGACUGCGCCGUCUGAGGCGUAUGUUUGUGCCUUUUAGCAGCUACUCA